Xenopus laevis (African clawed frog) is the source of this 2090-nucleotide messenger RNA. It is a transcript of the gene trappc14.L, whose product is annotated as trafficking protein particle complex subunit 14 L homeolog. The coding region runs from base 60 to 1784 and encodes 574 amino acids. Gene Ontology annotation, cellular component: TRAPPII protein complex. The transcript is spliced from 11 exons. Gene Ontology annotation, biological process: cilium assembly. NCBI's taxonomy places the organism in Eukaryota, Metazoa, Chordata, Amphibia, Anura, Pipidae. The record is from RefSeq and is a predicted model, not a curated record. Gene Ontology annotation, molecular function: alpha-tubulin binding.
GCUUUCCUUCCCAGGCUCCCUGGCUCGGCGCUCCUCUGCUCUCCCCUGCCGGUGCCAAUAUGGAGUCGCAGUGCGACUAUUCGAUGAUCUUCCCGGCCUGCCCUCUCCUCCCCUCAGACCUGCCAGUUCGGUACCGGGCGUUGCCCAGGCGAAACCACCUCUACCUCGGAGAGACGCUGCGCUUCCUGCUCGUGCUGCGGCUCCGGAGUCCCGGGGAGAAGCCCCAGGAAAGGGCGGGGACAGAGGCCUCUGCGUCGGGGGAGGCUUCUCAGGAAAGUCCGGGGCCUGAGGCCUUUUCGUGGGCCCCUCUGGCGGCUUCGCUUUCGGCCUUGGCCAGUGUUUGUCCUGGGGAGGAGGAAGCGGAGGCGGAAGAAGAGGAGAGCGGGGACUGCCCGGCGGGUUACCGGGGGUGUAAGGCAAUUCUGAGCCAACAACAACCCCCGCCUGGGCCAGCGCCUUCUGGGACCCCCGUUACAGAUCCCGUUGUGUCCAGUGAUGAGGUUAUCUUCCCCCUGUCUGUCUCUUUAGAUCGUCUCCCACCUGGGACAGUCAAAGCCAAGAUAGUGGUGACGGUGUGGAAACGGGACACAGAGCACUCGCGGGUCAAAACCUUUGGAUAUCGCUCAUUGUUACAAAAUUCCACCCCGGGACAAAUCUUCCGAGAGGAACAAGGAACCUUCAAGGCUCAAGUGAGUACCCUCCUCACCGUGCUCCCACCUCCCACCCUCAGGUGCCGUCAGAUCAACGUGGCCGGGAAACACUUCACUGCUGUGAAAGUAGUGAACACCUCUUCUCAGGAUGAACUCAGCAUCUGUGACGUGCGCAUCCUCCCCAACUUCAAUGCCAACUACCUGCCCGUCAUGCCGGAUGGAUCUGUGCUGCUGGUGGACAACGUGUGUCAUCAGUCAGGAGAUAUCAGCAUGGCCUCCUUCCUGCGCCUGCACAGCACCUCCUCCCAGCUUCCCAGCAGCCUCUACUCCAUGGAGGAGCACAACUUCCUGUUCCAGCUACAGGCUGGUGAGCAUCCCCCUGAGGAUGCUAAGGAGGGUCUGGAGGUUCCUCUGGUGGCUGUAGUUCAUUGGUCGACUCCAAAGCCCCUCACAUCCGACAUUUAUACCCAUUACAAACUCCCGAGCAUCCGUCUGGAAAGGCCCCGCUUUGUGAUGACUGCCUGCUGCGAGUCUCCCGUCCAGAUGCACAAACCUUUCCGGGUCACCUAUACGCUGCUCAACGACCUGCAGGACUUCUUGGCCGUCAGACUUGUAUGGACCCCGGACGCCAACACAGCUGGCAGGAGUAUUUCAGAGGAGGACCGGCGCUUGACAAAAGCUGUUCAGGAAGCGGUCGUUUGUCACACUCCAAUCAACAGCCUGGGAUUUUGCCGCAAGGGCAGCUCCGUAACAGUCGGGGUCACGUUCAUGGCUUUAAAAAGUGGUCUGUUUGAGCUAAGCCAACAUAUGAAAUUGAAGCUUCAGUUCACUGCCAGUGCUUCCCAACUGCCACCUGACGCUCGCCCCGUGUCCCGUCGGAGCAGUCCCAGCAGCCCGGCCCUCAGAGAUCUGGAACGGCAGCAGAGUGGGGUGCUGGGACGAUCUCAGUCCUUCUCCCACCAACAGCCAACUCGCGGUCAGCUGAUACGGACCGGCAGUGUGAUGGAGCGUCGUGCAAUAACCCCACCCGUGGGUUCCCCCCUGGGCAGACCCCUCUAUCUGCCCCCAGAGAGAGCAACCCUGUCGUUGGAUAAAAUCGCAAAACGCCAAUGCAAGGUGCUAGUCGUUCAGUGAUUUCCACCCACCCUCGAGGGGCAGGAUGGAGAUCAGCCAAUGGGAGACUGGACUGAUAUAGGAACAGGAAUAGGAAUUUGGGGUACGGACUGGGACACAUAGGACUGAGGCAGAGAAUGGAGCAGGGGUCAUGAUUGUUAUGUACUACUGAUAUAUACACUGGAUGAAUAAGGAGAGGGAGGGGGAAGCGGACCCUUGCUCAUGUCCCUCUCUUACAAGCUAUUUUUUUUUCUUUCCUUGCCUUAAAGGAACGGUUCAGUGUAAAACUAAAAACUAGGUAAAUAAAUAGGCUGUGCAAAAUAAAAA